Messenger RNA from Acinonyx jubatus (cheetah), 4069 nucleotides. RefSeq names its product zinc finger CW-type and PWWP domain containing 2 (gene ZCWPW2). NCBI's taxonomy places the organism in Eukaryota, Metazoa, Chordata, Mammalia, Carnivora, Felidae. The record is from RefSeq and is a predicted model, not a curated record. Gene Ontology annotation, cellular component: nucleus. The transcript is spliced from 9 exons. Bases 2530 to 3591 code for a protein of 353 amino acids. Gene Ontology annotation, molecular function: zinc ion binding.
AAAAGUUUUUUUUGUCUAUGCAGCUAGGCAGAAGACAACUACAGCUUUCCAGAUAGAGCAAACUUACUUUAAAAAAUAUGCAUAUGGAUAUCUUUGAUUUAGGGUGAAAAUAAUGUCCUAGAUUGAGGAAAAGAGGAAGAAGCCUAGGGAAAAAAUCUUUGCGUCUUGAUAUUAAGUGAAUUAGCAGAAUAUUCCAUAAUCCAUUGUUUCUAAAAGUCAACAAAAAUCUUUAUAAGAUCAUAAUUAUGUUGCAUCUUUUAAAAAAAUUAUUGUAAUGUUUUAUUUUUGAAGGAGACAGAGAGAGCAUGAGUGGGGGAGGGGCAGAGAGAGAGAGGGAGACCUAGAAUCCGAAUCAGGCUUCAGGCUCUGAGCUGUCAGCACAGAGCCCGACUUGGAGCUCAAACUCACAAGCUGUGAGAUCAUGACCUGAGCUAAAGUUGGACGCUUAACCGAUGGAUCCACCCAGGCGCCCCAUCUUUCAUCUUUACAAAACUGUGGGGCAAGUUUAUUCAUUUUUUUCAGAAGAGAAAUGUAGAGCAAUAAAGAAAUGAUCAACUAUAAAAUAUCAAGGCAGAUACGUUUUUGUGUCUGUGUGUAUAUGUAUAUAUGCUAUAUAUAUAUAUGCACACACACACAUAUGUACAUACAUACUAUGUUUAUGAAAUGGUCCUUUAGUUAAGAGUUAGAGAAAGUAUGCUUUUUCCCCACAUGACCUAAAUUAUAUCCGUCUCAAAUUUUUUGCUGAGAAAAUAAUAAAAAUUUUAAAUAUUGGUAAUACAUAAUGUUAAUAAUUUUGAUUACUUCUUCUAGUGAUAUUUUAAUGAAAAGAUUUAGGAAAAAUAGACUUAGGCGACAUUCAUUUUACUGCUUUACACACUGAAGGAUGAUAUAUUUAAAACCAAAUAUAUCAGUAUUAUAUUAAAUGUAUAUAGAGUACUCAGAACAAAGACUGUCAUAUUGGAUUAAGAAAAAUGCUGAUUAUAAGUGAUCUGUGGAAAAUAGCAAAGGAUGAAAAAAUAUUGAUCAUGAGUAAGCUGAAGUAGAAAGUAGCUUGAUAUAUUAAUGUGAGACAAAGCAGACUUUCAGGAAAAAAAAAAAGUAUUAUUUCCACCAGAAGAUAAAUGGUUUGUGUGUAUCUAAUAAAACACCUUCACAAUAUAUGAAGCAUAGCUAGACAGAACUAAGAGAUAAACACACAAUACUGGCAGAUUUUUAACUUAACUCCUCACUAACUGAUAGAAUCGAAAAAAAUAUAUAUUAAGGAAAUAGAUGAUUGGAAUUAAAAUUAUUACUGUCAUACCCACUAGGAUGACUAUUAUCAAGCAAAUGGAAAAUAUUCAUCUUAAAAUUAAUAUGGAAUCCAAGGGAUUCAAGGGAAUCCCUGAAUAGCCAAGUCAAUCUUGAGAAAGUGUAACAAACUAGAGGUUUCACAUUGCUGGUUUCAAAACAUGUUACAGAGCUACAGAAUCAAAACAGUAUAUCACUGACCUAAAGGCAUACAUAUAAAUCAAUGGAAUAGAGAGCCCCCCAAAACCCUCAUAUAAAUGGUCAGAUGAUUUUCAAGAAAGAUGCCAAGACCAUUCAAUGUGGAAAUGGCAGUUUUUUCAGCCAUUGGUGUUGAAAACAAUGAAGUUGGACCCUUACCUCACACCAUAUACAAAAAUUAAGUAAAAAUGGAUCGAAAACUUAAAUGUAAGAGCUAACACUAUAUAGUCUUAGAGAAAAACAGGAGAAACCUUCAUGGCAUUGGAUUUGGCAAUGAGUUUUUUAUAUGACCACAAAAAGCACAGGCAACAAAAGAAAACAUAGAUAGUGAAGGUCUCUAAAUCACUAACAAAACACAAAAAAAUCAUCUAGUGAUUCCAAUAUUGGAAAAAUACUGUGAUAUUUACUUUGAAUUUCAUUAGAACUGUGUAAAUACAUAACUGAGGAGUAAAAAAUGUAACUUUGGCUUCAAAACUAAAAUCACGCCUAUGCUUAAAUAAUGUAGGCAGUAAAUGACAUGGGAAAUGUUCAUAAUGUAUUGGUAAGAAAGCAAAUUGCCAAGUUCUGUUCAGGAUUACAGGCUGAUUUAUUUAUGUCUUUUCCUUCCAUUAAGAUUACAAUAAAAAAAUAAGAAUAUACACAUAACAGAAAAAGAAAAGGUUGGGGAGUCAUCAAUGGAUAAAAGAUUUCAACAAAUAUUCUGAAAGAAAUGAGGUAUGAACAUGUUACCAAAGGAAUGAACACCAAGAAGCUUCAGCACAGAAUAUAUUGGAGAAGAGUCCACAGUGGAAAUGGGAAUUAAUCUUCCCAGAAAGAUAAUGGCGAGGCUAUGAGGGCCCUAAAUGUAAGGUGGAGGAUGAAUAUGGGAAUUUUGCAAGUCUUUUAUGAAACUAAUGUGCCUCCUUGUCUUCUCCAUUUCAUCGUGCAGAAAGGUGGCCCAAAGUUUUCUCCGAGGCCAAAAGAAGAAAAGACCCACCCACUCUGAAGAAAUUGAGAAUUGGACAAACUGAGAAAAACCUUUAGUUUGUUCCCCUUCAGGAUUAAAUGCAUUUAUGGAAAAAGAAAAAUUGGAUGGUAAUAGAAUACUGUAAUGCUGCAAUGGAUUCCUCAGCGGAAAACAGUAUGUACGUAAACAAAUUGUGGGUUCAGUGUGAGUAUGAAAGCUGUUUGAAGUGGAGAUUGUUGUCAAGUGAGGAUGCAGCCAGAGUUGAUCACAAUAAACCAUGGUACUGCUUCAUGAACACUGAUUCAAGAUACAAUAAGUGCUCUGUUGCUGAAGAAGACUUUCCUGAAGAGUCUCAGCUUCAUCAAAGUGGAUUUAAGAUUGUCUAUUCACAACUCCCUCUUGGAAGUCUGGUUUUGGUAAAAUUACAGAGUUGGCCAAGCUGGCCAGGGAUACUUUGCCCAGAUCCUUUUAAAGGGAAAUAUGUGACCUAUGACCUGGAUGGAAAUGUUGAACAGUAUCACAUAGAAUUCCUGGGUGAUCCCCAUUCAAGAUCAUGGAUAAAUGCAACAUUUGUUGGACAUUAUAGUAUCACAUUAAAGCUAGGAACAUGUACGAAGAAAAAGAAAUGGUAUAAAAGUGCACUACAAGAAGCAUACCUUCUCUAUGGACAUUCUCACAAGCGAAGACUGGAAGUGUGCCGCCUAUCCAAACAGGAUAAAUCCAAAGCAGAUGGCAAAGUUGCUGUGGUAGCCAAGAAAAGGAUGCAAGUUUCCAGAAACACUACUGGCAAAAAGAAACCAAAAUUUAGAAGAAGGAUAAGGAAACCUAUUUUAAAAUGCUCUUUCGAAAAUGUUUGUUCAGAUGACGCCAUGUCAAAGGAAAAUGUGGAAGUUUUACUAAAAGAGCUGGAGCAAAUGCUGCAGCAGGCACUAGAGCCCACAGGAGCGCCUGAUGAGUCUGAAGAGGAGCGUGGAGAAGAAGUGAAUGCAGGAGAAAAGUUAUCUGAAUGCAGCCCUGAAGUUCCUGCAGGCGGUCCAUUUGAAAACCACUAUGCAGAAGACUGUCUUGUAAUUGAUGGGAUAAAAUUAAAAGCUGGAGAAUGUAUUGAAAAUAUAACUAACAAGUUUAAAGAAAUAGAUGCUCUAAUGUCUGAAUUUUAAGGUAUUAUUGAUAUUUUCAAAAGUUAAUUAUAAAAAGUUACAUGUUUAUAUUUUUCCAAAGUCAAAAACUUGAAAACAUGUAGGGAGAUAGGUAUAUGUUAUACCAAAGCUGCUAUUUGUAACAACUUCCUGUUUUAUGCUUUUAGAAUAUCCAUUGUUUUGAGAGCCAAUCAAAUGGUCUUCAAGUUAGUGUUAAGAUUUAAGAUUUAAAAAAACAAUUCAGCAUUUAAGAAACCCUGAUAUUUGUAUUUAUAGAUUUUUUUUCUUGUUUGCCUUAAUUUUAAAAUGGUUUAUGAAACUUACUGUGCAAACACGUGCUUUACAAUGAUUAUUUAGGCCCUUUAUUCAAAUGUGGCUAUUUAGAUGGCUGUCAAGGCUAUUAUAAUUCUUCCAUAUAAUUCAAGCAUAGUAGAGAUUGAGUAUGUGUAUUGGUAGUGGAAUUAAGCUACUAUAAAAUAAAAGGAAAUAAUAAAAAAAA